This is a messenger RNA of Xyrauchen texanus (razorback sucker), 5736 nucleotides long. RefSeq lists its product as uncharacterized. The coding region runs from base 27 to 5198 and encodes 1723 amino acids. NCBI's taxonomy places the organism in Eukaryota, Metazoa, Chordata, Actinopteri, Cypriniformes, Catostomidae. The transcript is spliced from 7 exons. The record is from RefSeq and is a predicted model, not a curated record.
GUCCCCGUGUACGACAACAGUAGACAAUGGCGAGUUGGUGCACUAGCGAAAGCUUUAUUAUUCAGCAGGACGCGGAUUGCUUGCGGUCGAAACUCAUUCAAUGUGUGGGUUUUGAAAGUAUCUUAAAAGUGUUUUUUGGGACACACAUUCUGGAGGAUCUCAGGCUUUUAAAAGAUUGUAAGCCUGCAAGUGUGUCAAAUUGGUCAUUUGAUGAAAGUUGUCUUUUCUGCUGCUUAAGACGAGAAAACGUAAAGAAACAUGUAGUUGCACUCAACAAACAAAUUGUGGAAAGUGGAGGUAAACCUUUACUUGGUAAAGAUCCUUCUAAUAUCAACAGACUCGAGUGGCAAUCAGAGGAGUUCCUGCAUGCGGUGUUACACAGGAAAGAAUACACACCAAGGAUUCCAGAUCCACACAUCCCUGUGGUUGCUUGUGAAAUUGUGCAACAAAUGAUUAAUCAGUUAGCCAAAUAUUAUACCUCAAAAAACAACUGCUCCCAGGACUUCCUUCAAAACAAUGGAAAAAAGGACCAAAGCCUUUUGAAAUCUAGCUGUGUCACAUCAUCUAGUGUUGUCAAUACAGCUGCUGCUGCUGCUGCUUCUUCUCAGAACCUUGUCAUUAACGAGUUCAUCAUGGCGGACCAGGAUGCCCCGCUGGACCUUUCGCUGAAGAAGAUUAAAGUAGAGAACUUGGAACAAGAUGGAGUUCUUGACCUUUCAACCAAGAAGGAUUUCAACAAAGGGCAUGCAUCAUCUUUCAGGAAUUCUCAUGGCCAUGUCAGUCCGGCUGCACCUUUGGUCAAAAGGGACCAUGGUGAUGUGAGUCUUGCCCAAGUAAGAGAUCUACACUCGGCCUCCACUUUGGAACAGUUCAUGUCUAAUCUGUGUUUGCAUCACCAGCAUCAAAUAGUUGAUGCAUUGGGGUUCUUGCAGACUGAAGUCAAGACUGUGGCCCCUUCCAGCAGUUUUCAAGCACCUGCUCCAACUUUGUCAGAGAAGCAAAGAACAACCAGUUGUAAUCAUUUAUCAUUUGAAGCAAGGUCUGAGAUUCAGUGGUCUGAGAGAACAUGCUCUGUGGAUGCUGCAGUAAGCAUUACUAGAACUCAAGAAUCAUCUUUUGUCAGGUCAAGUGAAGAGGAUACUGAAGAGGCUUUAAAUGCUGAUGUCUCCAGUAUUGCACCUGUAAUGACUGAAAUGCCAGUAGACAUUCACAACUUGGGUGUUGGAUUUUUGUGUUCUUCCUCUUGUAGAACAGGUGUUGAGUGUGGAAAUGUAAUUACUCCUAAAUCUCCAAGCCUUUUUAUCAUGAAUAAGACAAAGUUUGAUCAUCUGGAACCAAAAGAGUUGUUAGGCUCAAGCAUUCAACGUGUUGGUACAAACACUGUAAAGAAGUGCCUAUGCAAUGCUGAAAGAUGUUUACCAACAUGUUCUGCAGAGUCUGAUAAUGCCGAGCUCUCUUUUAAAUGCGCACAGAAGUGCUCUAUAGUAAAAAACAAAGAUGAAAGUGUAACGCACCCCACCAUUCAAAUGACAUCUACUGUAGCAUUACCAAUAUCUCCAAGAACAGCCAGGAAAAGCAGAAAAGGUUCUUGUGUGACGCAAAGGAAUUGUGCUUCAAAUUAUAUCCUAAAUGAGCCUGAUUGCGACUUGGUGUUCAUUCGAAAAUCAAUAACUGAAUGUCAGCCUCAAUCACGUAAUCGGCUGCAUCCACGACAAAAUGCCCGGAAGAGCACAAGGGGUCAUAAGUACAUUGAGGAGUUCUUGGAACUAAAAACUGUUCGUACGUUAGCUCGUAAGUUUGUAAGUGAUGCCAGUGGGAAUUGUCCAGCUCAUCUGCCAGAUGUGCAUACUUCAGUCACUCCAAAACAGUCCCUUUCCAAGCCUGACAGUGUUCCGCUCAUGAACGCACCGUUUACAGGGGAUUGCAUGGAAAAUGUUAUUCAGAAACUACCAUCAGAGCAGAUACUGAAGAAUGAAAUGCCAGGAGAUGUUGUAAAUGUUACCAAUCAAGGCCUGAUGCUGGAAACCACUCAGACUUGUAAAACUGAAAACAAUUAUCAAAUUUCCCAUGAACUUGCAUGUAAACGGAGUGAAUUAACCAUGCAACAAGAUUUGAUCACAAAUGCUCUCUGUUGUGUUCCUAAUACAAUUGUGCAUGAAAAACAUAAGGACAUGGUAGAAGUCAUAGAAUCCACUGAAACAACAGAACACAUUGUACAGAUCGAAGGGAGUGAUUCUAAAAAAGGACCAUUGUUGAAAGAUGUGGUUUGUGGUUUAGGAAGUAAGUGUCAAGAUAAAUCCACUGAGCCAUCACUGAGGUGCUCAGUAUCACCUAACAUAGCCGAAGAUGAUUCUACUCGUGAAUUCAGUGUGGAAUCAAGAAAUGACUCAAAUCAAAACCUCUCAAAAGUCAAGAUUUCAGCUGAUCCCAAGGAACAAUCAGAGGUGGUUGAAAUAAAGGCAAAUACUGAGGAGGAUCAAGGUGCUCAAGAGCAAGAUUUGCAUGAUGUUGAAAUGAAUGUGAAAAUGGCAAAUACUUCCAAACUACCAAUGGAGAGUCGAGGGGAUUCAGAGGUGUCCAGCCUGAUGGAAGUCAUUGCUGGACAGCCACUUUUAAAAUGUAAUGAGAAGGAUAUGUCUUUGCAUACUCAAAAAGAUUUGGAUGCAAAAAUGGUGCUAGCGAAGCAGGCUGUGUUCUCUGACAGAUGCUUACGUAGUAGAGGUUCAAAAGGUAGUAUUGAUGUAGUAAAAGGCACCAAGUGUGAUGCAUCAGAACUUGUUAACUCAAAGAUGACACAUUCCAAUGAUGAAAGCACAAAGAUUCCUUGUGUUAAACAGCCUCUGAAUUCUAUUGAAACAAAUGUGCAUUCUGAGGGUGAGCACAAUUUGAAAACUUCAGAAAAUCGUGAAAGAGGAGCCAAAUCUAAUAAGAGACUAGUUUUGGAUCAUACAGUUGAAAUGAGACAAAAACAAAAAUCUAAAUCAGCUGUUGAGAAAGACGAGCAUCAGAGUCCAAACAUCAAAACUGACAAUGAUGACAAAGUAACAAUUAUGUCACCUGAUGUUCUGGAGACUGUGAGCAUCACCUCCACUAUCAAGACUGGACAAGGCUCUGAAAGCUCUGAAAAAAUGGCACUUAGAAGUAGUCAUAAUGAACUUUCCAUUAGUAGAGAGAACUCUUCUCCCAUCAAAAAGUUUCCACUAAGCUCUGAAAAUAUGCUGUUGAGAAGUAGAAUUGAUAUUGAACCACCUUGUAGUAGCGAAUCAAGCAGUCUGACCCCAGUAGGUCAUCCAGAGAACCUAGGGCAGAUGCCUUUAAGAAAGAAUAGAUGUACUAGUCAACAGGCAACCAACAGAGAUUUGUGCACAUCUCAUAAAGGGGAUACUGAGAGUGUGAUGCGUAUGCCUUUAAGAAACAGGACAAGCAGCACAAUUAAACAGACUGUUAACAGAGAUUCCCCUGUUAAAAGUUCUAUGAAAGGUUCCAAUUCAGUAACGUCAUCCCAUUCAAGUGUCUUCAGUGAACAACCUAUCUGUUCUCACUCAAAUACUACCUGUAAAAAUACAGAGGUCAUAAGUCACAUGCCCUUAAGAAGUGGUACCAAUUCAACUGCAGAAAUCCCCCCUAACAGGAAAUCUGCUAUUGAAGAAGCUUUGGAAAGCCCUGUUCGCAUGUUGAGGAGAGGGAAUGCAUCUUUUACUGAAAAGCCUUGUGGAUCUGCAACACCAUCUUGCACAAAUAAACGUUCUCCAAGACAGCAAACCGUUUUGGCAGAGAGCACAUUGAGUUCAAAACUAAAAAUCCAACCCCAGAAGAAUAUGGAGGUACAAAUAAAAGACUCUUUAAAUUUUCCAGAUGAAUCAGUCUGCUUAGCUAGUCUUCCGCAGACCAAACCUGUUGUUUGUAGUCCCCCUAAGUUUUUGGAAGCUAUAAGGGGAGAAGAACACCAGCAGUUGAUUUCCAAUUUAAAUACAAAGUUUGAUAAAAUGCACAAAUCUUGGAUUCAAAUGGACAAAGAGGGCCAUCCUGCACCGAAACACAAAAACAAGGCAGACAGACUUAAAGAAAUCUGGAAAAGCAAACGCAGAAUACGAAAGUCAAGACCAUUAGAGCAACAGAAAUUCUCUCAUGUGCAAAUGCUAUUCAUGAAGCCCUUUGACUUGCCCAGUAUAUGCAGGUGGUUCUUGGAAUCAACUGAAACAAAAUCACUUGUCAUUGUUAAGAAGGUGAACACUAGACUACCUUCUGAAACACAGCUGUGUUUUCAGACUGCUGGAACAGGAUCCUCUAAUGGGAUAUUUCCGAGUCAGCAGGCUGAACGGUUAAAAAAACAUCUGAAAAAGUUUGCCAUUGCAUCACCUGUGAAAAAUAACCCCAAGAAUCAAAGGCUAAUAUCAAAAGCUUUAGGUCGGGAUAUCUCUGUCAUGAGGAGUAAAGAAAAACAUGAACCAACUACUGCCACACGGAUCUCAACAAAGGCACAGAGUCUUGCUGGAGUGAUUGCAGCACAGGCUCCUGAGAGCCUUAGCACGAUCACGGGCAAUGUGAAAAAUCCAGCAAGUGCUAGAAUUCUUAGAAAAUAUUCUAACAUACGUGAGAAGCUUCAGGUACAGCAAAGCAAAAAAUGCAAGGAAAAAACAUUCAAAGGUACUCGUUUGAAAACAUCUAUCAUUCCAAAGAAAGCCGCCAAACAUAAAUUACCGACACGUAAAGGAGCAAAGUGUGCGAUUGUCCAGAGUUUCAAGUCCUUGACCAAAAAGGCAAAAACAAACUCCUCUACCCAUAAAAAACAAUCUCUAAAAAGAAACCAAGGUCACAAAGAUGGGAUCUCACCAAAAAGGUUGCAGGCACUCACAAAAAUGACAAAAGGCAAGAAGGAACAUGCCUCGACAAAUGCAUUAAGUAAAAAAGAGGCAUUGAUAAAAAAUGGAACUCAUAAGCUACAGCAAACAAAAGCAAGUGGGACUAAGGUUGACGUAAAGAAAUCAGUGCUCAACAAGGGCCCUAAUAAUUUGGAACGACAAUCUCUAGGUGUGAACAUGAAGCCUCUGUCAUUGGAAGACCAAGUGUUAACUAGGUCUCAAAGAAAGUUGGAAGCCACACCUUCACACACUGGGUCCAAAAAAAAAUCCCCCACAAAGCGAUGCUUGGAACCAUUGGUCACUCCAGUAAAACGAACAAAGACUUCAAAAUUAUGAAAAAUGUGCAGAAGUACUAGAUUUAUCUUGACACUUAAGUGGAAAUGAUUCCCUAAGAUCUAUAAGAGAACAACAGUGUGUGAUGAUGCUUUUCAAAACUGUUACUUUUGAGGCACAAAUUAUUUUUGAAGAUUUUAUCAUUUUUUAAGCCCAAGCAUUUUCAGAGCUUUGAAUAUAUUAUCAGAUCAGAGAGAUUCAUCUUAGUUUUGUCUAAACAAAUUUCUGUUAGUCCUCUUUUCAAUGUCAAACUUUUCAAAUAUGCUCUAAAAUGAUCUAGUUGUGAUUCUUUGUUUCUUGAUAAAGCCAUUCAUGUAAAAACAUAUUUAGUAAAAAAAAAUGGUUCGGAUUCCCAUUGAUGGGGUCUAAACUUGGGUUAUAAGUAACCAUAGGAGUCAUUUAUGUGUGGGACUUGUCCCUACCACUUUUUGAGCUUUCUUCAGGUAAUGCAGCAGAAACAUUGCCAGUUCUUAAGCAGGAGUUCCCAUUUUGUUUGUGUGUGUUAUAAGUGGCGAUCCGGCAAUUAAAUAUUUUGAGUGUU